Chanos chanos (milkfish) is the source of this 2409-nucleotide messenger RNA. RefSeq names its product protocadherin gamma-A11-like. Gene Ontology annotation, biological process: homophilic cell-cell adhesion. The record is from RefSeq and is a predicted model, not a curated record. Gene Ontology annotation, cellular component: plasma membrane. Gene Ontology annotation, molecular function: calcium ion binding. The coding region runs from base 1 to 2409 and encodes 802 amino acids. NCBI's taxonomy places the organism in Eukaryota, Metazoa, Chordata, Actinopteri, Gonorynchiformes, Chanidae. The transcript has a single exon.
AUGUGGAAACAGCUCGUUUAUCUUAUGGUCUUUUACGUAACUACAGUUCAUAGCCAGUUGAGUUAUUCCAUUCCGGAAGAAAUGGGAAAGGGCUCUGUGGUUGGGAACAUAGCGCAAGAUUUGGGUUCGGAUUUACAAAGACUGAAGUCUGGUAAAGCACGCAUAUACAUCGCGGACAGCAUGGAAUACAUCGAAUUGGAUAAAAGGAGGGGUUUACUUCUGAUAAAGGAGAAAAUAGACCGGGAACUGCUUUGCGCAAAAACAACUCCUUGUGCUUUGCAUCUCCAAAUGAUCCUGGAAGACCCAAUGGAAUUGUAUACAAUAACGGUAGAAAUCACGGACAUAAAUGAUAAUGCUCCCAGUUUCCAGGAAAAGGAAAUUACUUUCGAAAUUAGUGAAUCCGCUGUAAUGGGGGCGAAAUUCAUGCUGGAGAACGCAUUCGACCCAGACGUUGGGAUAAAUGGCCUGCAGAGCUACUCCUUGAAACCUACUGAUCAUUUCGGUUUAAAAUUACACAGUCAAGAAGACGGUAGUAAAAACGUCGAAAUGAUAUUGCAAAAAAGCCUGGACAGAGAACAACAAGAGCGAAUGUCUUUGCUGUUAACAGCCAUCGAUGGAGGCGAACCGCAGAUGUCUGGCACAGUUCAGAUAAAUAUAAUUGUACUAGAUGUUAAUGACAAUGCUCCUGUCUUCACUCAGAAAAUAUACAAAGCAGCUGUAACUGAAAACACGCAGAAAGGAUCUAAAAUCGCCCAGGUUAGCGCCUCUGAUGCAGACGAGGGUAGCAAUGGUAAGAUAACUUAUUCUAUUUCAAAGACAAUGGGCAGUUCGCGGAACCUUUUCAUAAUAGACCAGACAAGCGGCGAAGUCACACUAAACGGUGAGAUUGACUAUGAAGUAGCAAAUAAUUAUCAAAUUCAUAUUCAAGCAAAAGAUCAAGGAGGUCUCUCUGACUCAUGUAAAUUGGUUAUUGAUGUGUUAGACACAAAUGAUAACAAACCCAUUAUCAAAGUACUUUCUUUGUCCAAUUCUAUUUCCGAGGAGUCUCCACUCGGAAAAGUAAUCGCGAUGAUAAAUGUAAAUGACCCUGAUUCUGGCUCAAAUGGCAGAGUACAGUGUACUAUCAGUGACAAUAUUCCCUUUGCAAUCGCAUCUUCAGUAGGUAGACCCAAUUUCUUCAGUCUACAAACCCAGCAGAAACUUGAUAGGGAGAAAAACGCAGAGUAUAAUAUCAGUGUAACGUGCGCUGACGAGGGCGCGCAACCCCUUUCCAGCACUGUCUCCUUAUGUGUUAAUAUAGAUGAUGUGAAUGACAACGCCCCAGUCUUUGAGAGAAGCUUUUAUGAAGCAUAUGUCGUUGAGAACAAUACACCGGGUCAGUCUGUAUUCAAAGUAAAAGCAAGUGAUUCUGACUGGAAUCAGAAUGCUCGUGUUUCAUAUAUUCUGGAGGAGAGCGCCGUUAAUGGCGUGUCAGUCUCAUCAUACGUGUCUGUUAACGCUGACAGUGGAGUUAUCAGUGCUGUACGUUCUUUUGACUACGAACAGUUAAAGGAAUUACAUUUCUGCGUAAAAGCACAAGAUGGUGGUUCACCUCCUCUCAGUGGUAAUGUUACAGUGAAAAUAAUUAUUCAGGACCAGAAUGACAACGGACCACAGAUUCUUUAUCCAGUACAAACUGGUGGCUCCGUGGUGGCUGAAAUGGUGCCUCGUUCAGCAGAUGUUGGCUAUCUUGUCACUAAAGUUGUGGCUGUUGAUGUGGACUCUGGACAGAAUGCCUGGCUCUCCUAUAAACUCCAGAAAUCGAUAGAUAGGGCUCUGUUUGAAGUUGGAGCACAGAAUGGAGAAAUAAGAACAGCGCGUCAGGUCACUGAUAGAGAUGCUGUGAAACACAGACUCACUGUUGUGGUGGAAGAUAAUGGACAACCCUCUCGUUCAGCUACAGUCACUGUGAAUGUAGCUGUUGCUGACAGUUUCCCUGAAGUCAUCUCAGAGUUCAACAGCCAUAGCCAUGACACAAAGCACAAUGACAGUCUCACUUUUUAUUUGAUUUUGGCUCUGGCUGUGGUUUCAGUACUCUUCAUUUUCUCACUAAUUACCAUCAUUUCAGUCAAAAUCUACAGAUGGAGGCAAAAAAGACAGUUUUACAAAUCUGCACCAAAUUUACCAGUGAUUCCAUAUUACCCACCAGUCUAUGCUGAUGGUACUUUACAGCACGCGUAUAAUUAUGAGAUGUGUGGAACAACUGAUUCACGGAUGAGUGACAUCAAGUUUGUCAGGCCUUACAGCCAGAACACACUGGUGAAUGUGAGUCGCGCUGGAACUGUACAGAGAGAAAAGAAAGAACAGGAGGAUGCCGAUCUGUCUUUGGAGGUAAGAAUUCUCUAUACCUCUCUUGGUGCUUGUUCAUGA